Molecule: messenger RNA, 1354 nt
Organism: Paraphaeosphaeria sporulosa
Lineage: Eukaryota; Fungi; Ascomycota; Dothideomycetes; Pleosporales; Didymosphaeriaceae
Product: mannose 6-phosphate receptor domain-containing protein
Exons: 3
Coding region: 118-1149 (343 amino acids)
Biological process (GO): vacuolar transport
Source: RefSeq, a predicted model, not a curated record
CACAGGUGGCCUGGAGAAUCAUCGCUCUCGGAAUCCUGAUGCCUUGCACGUAGCCACGCCCUGUCUUGUCUCGGUUUUUCUUCGCCACGCUCGCUCGCUCGCACACUCCCGCGCACCAUGCGGACGUCGUAUCUCGCCGCGCUGGUGGCGCUGCUCUGGACAGCAGCCGCCGCGUCCGACAAGAAGCCGCCGAAGCCGUGCACCGCCGUCUCGCCCACCACCGACCGCUUCUUCGACUUGAACCCGCUGCGGCGCGAGGCGCCCGAGGAAGGCAAGAAGAAGAAGGAGGGGGAGGAGGGCAGCUGGCAUGCGCGCGGCCACGACUACGGCGCAAACUUCACCAUCAACUUCUGCGGGCCCGUGGUCGAGGAGCUGGACAAUGUGCAGGAUCUGGACAAGGGCCUGUGGAGGAACGUGAGCGCCUUCUACGAGAGGGGCGGGAAGCAGUAUGCGCUGGGCCUGGAGAGCUACGAGCCCGUCUUCCGCGGCCGCAAGCUGGUCCUAAACUACACGGGCGGCUCGCUCUGCCCCUCGUCUUCGGACCGCCGCUCCCCACACGCCGCGCUCGACCUCUCCGCCCGCGAGAUCAUCGACGAUGACGACGAUGACAAGAAGAAAGGCAAGGACAAGGACGACGACGACACACCCAGCAAGAAGAAGCCCUCCUCCGACGGCAAGCGCCGCAAGACCGCCAUCAUCUCCCUCCUCUGCGAGUCCGACCCGCUCGCCAAGACAGCCUUCUCCUUCGUCGCCGCCGUAGACGACUGCGUCUACUUCUUCGAGGGCCGCUCCAGCGCCGCCUGCGGAGGUGUGCAUAUUGAAGAGCAGGCGCUUGGUCCCGGCGGCGUGUUUGGCGUCAUCAUGCUCAUCGCCGUGCUGGUCUACUUCGUUGGUGGCUGCGUCUACCAACGCACCGUCAUGCACCAGCGCGGCUGGAGACAGCUGCCCAACUACGCCAUGUGGGCCGGCAUUGCGCGCUUCGUCGCUGACGCCUUCGUCAUCCUGACCUCCUCCUGCGCACGCUUCCUCCCCUCUCGUCGAGGCUAUAGCCGCGUCUCGCUGGGGCACGACCGAGGCCGCGGCGGCCGGGGGAGAAACGACGACGAGAACCGCCUCAUUGACAAUCUUGACGAGGAGUGGGACGACUGAGAAGAUUUGACCAAGGCUUCUGUUUCUUUUGUAGCAAGCUGGCAUUUGCAUCUAGACUUGGGUACGCGGCGUUUACUCUCUGGGCUGGACUUGAACCACGGCGCCCGAGUCGAGCGGGACGGAUUGGGAUGGAAGAUUGGGAUUCACUCCAUACGAAACGUCAGACCUAUGAAUCUACACUAUGCUGAAAAUCUAGAUAUCCAUG